UCUCACUCACCCUCCAGGCAGGUAGAGACGUGUGUGUGUGUGUGUGUGUGUGUGUGUGAAACAACACAAAGAAGAAGAAAACACAAAACAGAAACGAAACAAAAGCAACGGAAAAAAACGAAACAAUCGAAACAACGACACGUGUGCAAUAGUGUGUGAUUACCGCGUGCGAAAACGAUGCUGCCGACAGACAUCCGACCAACGGACAACGCCACCGCUGCCGCCAUCCUCAUCAUUACCGUCGCCACCGUCAGCUCCUCGAUCAACCUCGUGCAGCAGUUGGUGCGUGUGUAAACCCGUCUCGCUUCGCGUGUGUGUGUGCGCGAGCGCGCGCGCGCGCGUUCGUGGCUGUUUGUGUGCGUGCGUGUGUGUGCUGUGCUGUGUAAAAGCUGCUCUAGCGCGUGGUGGUAUUGUGUGUCUGUGCGCGCUGUGCUCUGUGUAGUGUGUGCGGUGUCGGUUCACCACCCACCCACCACACGCCGUUUGGUCAGACAACACCAACAGCUGUCACUAGCCAUUUUCGAUCCAAUUUCGUUCGCUAAAAGGCAUGUAUCCUAAUACAUAGAUCCUCGCCACCGCUCUGUGCACGUGCAGUGAGGCUGUGUGCGUGUGCGUGCGUGCGCGCGUGUCUGUUCUUCUAUUUUGCAGCCCGCAAACCAGUGUGUGUGUGUGUGUGCUAGAAAGAAAAUAAAAGUGCGUCUGCACCAAGUGAAAGACGGGCAACUAAAACGGCGAGCGUGCUGCCAGACGACACCCCAACCCGAACCACCCAUCCCACCCACACACAGAGGCGGGUCGAGAGCGCACAGGCGUGUGUGUGGUGUGGUGCUGGUGCACGCUCUGUUGUAAUCUAUUGUUUUAGUGCGUGUGUCGUUCUGUGUGAAAGUGGAGUGAAAAAGUUAAAAAAAAGAAUCCUUAAAGAAUCCCUAAAGAAAAAAAGGGUCACACGUGUGUGUGUGUGUGCCAGUGGUGUAUUGUUUGUUGCGUGCGUGUGUGUGGGCUCGUGGUGCGGGGGCCGUCCAUACCAACAUCCGGCCGCAUGUCCGGAGCGUUCCGUGGUGCGCGCUUCCUUUCGUUUUCCGGUUCCGGUCGCUGAACGGUGCUAAAGUGUGCAAACCGCGUGUGCGUUAGUGUGUCCGUGUGUGUGCGCGCGCCCGUCAGUGUGUGUGUGUACGCGGCUACCUAUGUGUGUGCGGUUGUUGGACUGCUGCCGCCACCGCUGCCGCCACUGCCGCCGCCUGGCGGCACCGCUCUACACACCGUCGGCCACCAGCAGCAGCAGCAGCAGCGCCACCAUCUGGCGACAGGAGCCACAGUGGCACGGCGGUGGUACGGUGCGCCAGUAGUGCGCUCCAUCUACUCCACACCCGUGCGCCGACACCACAGCCGACAGCGCCCUAGAAUGCAGUGCCGCCGGGGUUGAAACGAGCACGCGAUGGAGAUACAUGUGAAGCAGUGCAAGCAGCGGAACAAACGCCGGGAGCGGGCCCAACGUAUGAUCGCCGAGCGGGACAAGGAUGCGGCCGCGGACGGUACCGGCAACCGCGAUCCGGACGACAGUGCGGACGACGACAGCGGGCCGGUCAGCCGGGAGAAGCCGCACCGGCCGCCCGUCCGGCGGAAGCGCAAGGAGAAGGAACCGUCGCCCGUGCUCGAGGAGGACAUCAUCGACGGGUUCGCGAUACUGGCGUUCAAGACGUACGAGGAUAUUGAGUUUGCGAUAAAGGUCGCCAACAAGCGCAAUGAGAAGCGACUGUCGUCGAUCGUGGAACUGACAACUGUGAUGGUGCCGGAGGAAAAGCCGCCGAAGAUAAUCGACACCACGCCGUCGAAGCUGGCGGAGAAGUCGCUCGGCGGCACCGGCGUGGUGCCGUUGGUAACGAACAAGAACAACAACAGCAUUAACAAUAGUGAGAACCAUGCCGGUGCGAACGCUGCCAGCCCCGGUGGUGGUACGGCCCCCGGUACACCCGGGCCGGGUGGAGCAGGAGGAGCCGUUGGAGGAGCAGCAGGUACCGGAGCAGCAGCGGCAGUAGUAAGCAACGUCAAUGGCGGCGACUGGUCGCCGGUCAACAACACCCACCAUCAGCUGCACCAUCUGCAGCAGCAGCAGCAUCACGGUGUGGUGGGACCACCGGGCAGCGUUAACGAGCGCACACCGAACGGCGAAGGGCUGACGCACCACGGCACUGGUCCGGCCGGUAGUGGCAGCGGCAGCGUACCGGCGGUAGCAUCGGCGACAGGUGCCCGCGGCUCCGGCAGUGAUAUGGCACUGAUCGCAGCCAACGGUGGUGCGCCCGGUGGGACCAAUCAUCACAAUCACCUUCACAACAGCCACGGGCACCACAACAGCCACGGGCUGCACAACCACAACCACCUGCAUCCUCACCACAACCACAGUAGCCGGAAUCACAACCAGCAGCAGCAUUCGCCGCAGCAGCAGCAGCAGCAGCAACAGUUCGCGUCGGUUCACCACCAUGCGCAUCACAACCAUCAUGUGGUGAGCAAUGGGAGCGUUAGCGGACCGACAGCGGCGACGGUACUACCCGUUGGUGGUGGUGGUGAUGGAGCAGUCGGCAACACCACCAAUAGUAACAGUGGCGCCCCGAACGGUGUCAACGGUGAUUCCGGCACGGUUAGCGCCGGCAACGGGCCGAGCAGUGUGGCCGGUAGCGCCAACAAUCGGAGUAGCAGUAGCAGUAGUAACAGUAGUAGCAACAGCAGUAGUAGCGGUAACGGUAGCAACAGCAGCAGCAGCGUUCGGGCUGCCAACAGCAACAGCAGCAAUCGAAACAGUGGCAGCAGCAAUAGCGUACCGGCUAGUGGUAGUAGCAUCAAUAUGAACAGUAGCAGUAAGAACCAUAGCAGCAGCAGCAGCGGCAGCAGCAGUAAUAUCUGUUCUCUAAAUAAUCUCACCAUUGCCGCCAUCAUUGCGAAUGGGCCGCCGCGCCGGAACGUGAACGGCAGUGCGGCGGCGGCAGCGGCAACGACAGUGACGGCGAACGGUGCGCCCGGUCCGACCGGCACGAACGGUAUCAGUGGCAGCAGGGGCAGCAGUGGCAGCAGUGCCGCCAGCAAUAGUAGUGGCACGCCGAACAGCAACAGUACCGCGAAUACGCAUCAUCCAAACCACCAUCAACUACAUCAUCCGCAUCAUCAUCACCAGCAGCAGCAGCAGCAGCAGCAGCAGCAGCAACAGCAGCAGCAGCAAAGUCACCAUCUUCAUCAUCAACAGCAGCAACAGCAGUCGCCUCAUCUUCAACACCAUCCCCACCAUCAACAGCACCAUCAACAUAACCAUCAUUUAUCAGCGGUACAUAAUCUUUCCCUAUCUUCGAUCAUCGAUCCGGGCACGUCCGACGAUAGUGGGCGCGCCUCGGAGCGACUGACGACGUCCUCGGUGGCCCAGCGGGAUCCGGACAGUUCGCGAGACCGGCUCAGCGACGCGAGCAGUCGCUGCAGCUCCGGCAAAGGGUAUAUCUGUGAUAGCGAAGGAGACGAUGAUAAGGGUUCCGAUGGUGGUGGUUCGGUAGUGUUCGCCACGACCCCCCAGACGCAACAGACGGUGGCCCCGCGGAAGCUUGACUUUCCCCCGACCGGCCUGCCGCCCAGCGUGGAGCCGCUCGGGGGCGGUGCGAGCCCGAUCCGGGUGCCGGCCGCCGGCACCGGUCCGGCCCCAUCACCGGCACCGGCCGCACUGCCACCGCCAAGCUUACCGCCGCCUUACCCAGCGACACCACUGCAGGUAUCGAAUGGACCAUUGGGUACGCAUUUGACGCCGCUCGGUGGCGGUCACCAGGCGGCAGCGUCGCCGCAGCAGCAACCGCCCCAUCCCGGAUCGCAACAGCAGCCACCACAGCCGUCCGCCUCGCCGCAGACGGCCGGCAUAAGCAAUAAGCCGUUGUUGCCGACCGCCUCCGCCAAGAUACCGGCCGCCGGCGGCGUCCUGCUGCUCAGCACGACGGCGGCCGCCACCACCGUAACGACAGCAAUAUCAACCACCUCCCAGAAGCAGCAGCAGCAGCCGGGUCAGGGGCCGCCGCUAGUUUCCAGUGCGCCCCAGUCGCCUGCCCAGUCGCUGGCGUCGGUAGCAUCGCCGGCGGGCGGCAGCCUACAGGCCCCGUCGACACCGAACCAAUCUCAGCCGCCGCUAUCACCCCAGCAGCAGCAGUCACAGCAGCAGCAGCAGCAGCAACAGGGACCGCUGCCCGCAACGUCGACGGCCGCCAGCGGUGGACCGCUCAAGUCAGUAUUUCUCGGCGUGACGGCGGCAGGCCCGAACGGCGGGGGCACUGGCGGCAGUAACGCACCGUCAGCCGCCUCCGCGGCGGCCGGCAACUUCACGAGCGGUGGUCCCGGUGGUCCGGUCGCUCCCAGCAGCCACCAUCUCAGCGGGAGCCUGGCGGGUGUGGUCGGCCCGAGCAGUGCCAGCAGCAAUGGCAGUGCCGCGCCCUCCUCCCUGCCCCUCUCCGUGCCGCACACGCCGCCCGCAGCAACGCCGGCGACGGCGGCCGGUCAAACCGGGGCCGUGCAUCCGCCGCUCGACAGCAGCAGCAGCACCACCGUCGCGACCUCCUCCUCUUCGUCAUCCACCUCCUCCGCUGCACUGUCGUCCUCGUCCGCUCCGUCGUCGGCCGCCGUGCCCACGUCUGGUCACACGUCCUCCGUGGCGGCGGCGGCAGCGGCGGCGGCUGCUUCCACCGGCGGCUUACGCACCAACAGCCCCGCCGUACCGUCGCUGCCCGGUGCGCUGCCCGGCGGUCCGGCCUCGAUGCUCAACGGCAACCACGCGGCGGCCAUCGUGGCGGCGGCCUCCGCAGCCGCCCAUCCCUCGAUGAUGAUGGCGAACGGGCUCGGCAGCCUGCCGCCACCGUACCGGGGGUACCCGGGCUACCCGCUCUACUCGCCGUACGGCAGCUUCCAGCACAAUCCCUACCUGCCACCGUCGGUCACCUCGCCUAACCUGUCGCCCCGGUUGCAUCCGGCCCUCGCCCCGAUGCCCCACACGCUGAUGGGGCUCGGGCUGAUGGACGCCCGGUUGCAGCCGCCGCCGCUGGGGGCUGGGCCGCCACCGCCACCGCCCGGCGCUAGCAACGGGACGCCGGGAGGCAUGCCACUCGGCCGGCCCGGUCCCGAUCGCGACCCGUCGCCACUGAUUGCGGCCGCCCAGCAGCAGGCCGCUGCAGCCGCCGCAGCCGCCGCAGCCGCCCAGCAGAAGGUGCGCCCGAUCACGCCGAACACUAACUCGAGCUCGAGCAACGGCUCGUCCUCCUCUGUCUCCUCGUCGGCGGCCGCCAGCAGCAGCAGCACGUCUUCCGUCACGCUCGUCUCCAGCACAGCACCGUCGGGCGGCGGGCCGCUGCUGCUGCACCCGUCGGCGUCCUCCGCUCCGGCCGACCCGUCACUUCCGCCGCAUUCCUCCCAGCAGCCGCCGUCGCACCGGGACCUCGUCGGCCACCCGGGGGCGGGGCUGCCCCAUCCGGGGCUGCAUCUCGCCGGCGGCCCGCCGGGCAGUGGGAGUGGCCCAGCAGUGCCGCCACCGCCGCCCCCGCACCACCAUCUGCUAGGCCACCCGGGCGCUCAUCCGGGUGCGGCGGCGGCUGGUGCUGUCGGCGGGCCGGGCAUCUCGCCCCUGCUCGUCGGCCACCAUCACCAUCCACUCGUGGUUGGUGGGCCGCCGCCUCCGCCACCCCCGCCCGGGCUCAUGCCGCCCGGUGGGCCACCGUCGGUCUCCCAUCUGCAUGGCGGCGGGGGCAGCAGUAGUAGCGGCGGCCUCGGUGGAAACAGUAUUAGUGGCCAUCCGGCAGCCGCAGCAGCAGCAGCACCACCACCACCACCGACCUCUUCCAGCAGCAAUAACAACGGCAACGGUGGCAGCAACAGCAGCAGCAGCAGCAGUAGCAGUAGUAGCGGCAACCUCAUCGUCUCUUCGCGUCCUCACUCACCGCGCGGUCACAGCCCGAACAGGGAACGGGAUAGCUAUAGUAGUAACGUAAGUAGUUUAUCGCGCUCUACGCCCGGCUCGACGAUACCAGCGUACGGUGGUGUCGGGCCGGCGACGAGCGGCCCCUCGCCCGUGCUGCCACCGUUCGGUGCCAGCCCGCACUCGGCCGCCGCCCUGGGCGUCGUGCCGUCGGUGGCCAUCUCGGUCGUCUCUUCUAGUCUCACGUAUCCUAAAACCACGCUCGCGAUCGGAGGCAGCAUCAUGUCUUCCGCCUCCACCUCCUCCUCGGCCGCCACCUCGUCCGCCCCGUCCAUCGGUGGGAGCGGCGGGGUGCCGCCGGGAUGGCCGCCGGGUGCGCCCCUCGGGCAGCCCACCGUCGUGUCGAUCGCGUCCCACUCGAGCUCGCCGGCGGCCGGUACGCCCGGCCCCGGUCUGCACAACAGCUCGUCCUCGUCUUCCUCGUCCUCCACGGUCGGGUCGCACCACCACCACCACCACCCGCACCAUCAUCUGCAGCAGCAGCAGCAGCAGCAGCAGCAGCACCAUCAUCACACGCGACCCACACCUCCGCCGGCGAGCGAUCGGGGCGGCUCCAGCGCGUCCGGCUCGAUCGCCGUCGUCUCCUCGCCGUCCCCGUUUCCGGCGGCGCCACUGUUCGCCACCCCGAUUCCCCCGCCGACCAGCGUCUCGCUUUCCAGUCCGGCCGGGGCGGGGCUGUCGGUCGCUAGUGCGGCCGGCGGAGGCUCCUCGGGUGCGGCAGGUGCCGGUUCGCAGCCUCCAUCGCAGCCCCCGACAGCGCCCCAUCCUCAUCCCUUCUCGGCUGAAUCUCUCUUCUCCACCAAGGUGUCCGACCAGGCCGACAUGUUACGGCGCGAGCUGGACAACCGGUUUCUGGACCGCAGCGGGCUGACCGCGGGACCGCCCGGGCCGCCCUACCUGCGCCAGGAGCUGCACCAUCACCAGCACCAGCACACGCACCUGCACCAGCACCAGCACCAGCCGAUGCUGCCGGGGGCGGCCGGCGGUGCGCCCACCCUCUUUCCGCCGCCCCUCUUCAAGGACGUGCCUAAAAUCGGUGCGGUCGAUUCGCCCUUCUACCGGACCGGGAUCGGGAUGCCGGCGUACCCGGGCUACCCGCCCGGUCUGCUGCAUCCCGGCCUGAGCGGGCCGACUCAGUUCGUGCCACCGAGCCACCUGCAAUCGUUCGUGCCGAAGCAGCAACAGACGCCACCGGUCGAUCCGAACAAAAAGAAAACGGGUAAGUGGAACGCGAUGCACGUGCGUAUCGCGUGGGAAAUCUACCAUCACCAGGCGAAGCAGAACCCGGACAAGGCGGCCUCGAUCAAGACGGCGUCGGAGAUGCUGCGGCCCCCGUCCCACAUGUACCCGCCGUCGGCGGCGGCGGCAGCCGCAGCGGCCGGCCUGGUCCGCCCGCACGAUCUGCCCUCGUCCACCUUCCCACCAGCAGGCCUUCCCGGGCGGCCGGGUCCGUACGAGUCGACCCCGCUGCCGCCCAGCUUCAUGAGCUCCCCGGCUAGUCAUAUAGGUGUCUCACCGUUCGGCCGGUACGCCUCGCCGUACGGCGGCUCACCGUUCAGCGGCCUGUCGCCCUUCACACGGGACCUCCCGAUGGGUUCGCAGAUGCCGGGCUCGCUGCACGACCCGUGGCGCAGUGCACUACCGCGCAGCGUGAGCAGCUUUCCGCCCGGGCCGCAACCGGCGGGCGGCGGCGCGUGGCCCCCGAUCAAGCAGGACCCGGGCGGCCUGGCCGCGGAAACGGCCCGCCGGGAGGCGGAGGAGCGCGAGCGGCAGCGUGAGCGCGAGGAGCGGGAGCGGGAGCGCCAGCGCCGGGAGCGGGAGGAGCGCGAGAAGCAGCGGGAGCGCGAGCGCGAGGAAAAGCUGCGCAAGGAGCAGCAGGAGCGCGAGCGGGAGCGGGAGCGCGAGCGCGAGCGGGAGCGCAAGGAGAAGGAGCGGCGCGACAUGGAGCGGCGGGAGAUGGAGCGGGAGCGAAUGCUGCACCAGCAGCAGCGCGAGUCGAAGGCGGCGGCGGCGGCGGCGGCAGCAGCAGCGGCAGCAGCCGCCGCCGUCUCCUCCAUCAACCGGGACCGGUCGCCGCUGCGCAACGGCACCGAGCUGGACAUCCGGAUCAAGGAGGAGCCGCGCAAGGAGGAGGAGCUGCUGCUGCGGAGUCAUGCGGCGGCGGCGGCGGCGGCUGCCGCUGCGAGCGGUGAUCCCCGCUACCACCCGUCGAUGAUGCCGCACCCGUACAUGGCCGGGCGGCACCCGGCCGCCCACAUGCUGCCCGGGGGCCACCUGUCCCGCUCGAUGCUGCCGCCCUCGAUCGGGCUGCCGGGGCACUUCCCGCCGCACGGCUCGUGGGGCCCCGACCCGUUCCGGGACUACGCGCAGCUGCACCACCCGCUCCGCUACAACCCGCUGAUGGACGCGUACCGGGCGGAGGAGGCAAAGGCGUCCCUGCUGUACGCCGCCCAGUCGGCGGUGCACUUCCGCGGCAAGGAGCCGAGCCCGGUACCGCCGCCCCAGCAGCAGCAGCAGCAGCAGCAGGGACCGCAGGGACAGCAGGGACAGCAGCAGCAGCAGCAACAAGGGCCGCCCUCGCACCACCGGCUACCACUGGGUGCAGCACCACCGGGCAGUGGAGGUGGACCGCCCGGUGUAGGGCCGCCACCGCCCGGCUCGUCCGGCGGCACACCCGGCCCGAUGAAGGUGGGCUCGCACAGUGGCGCCUCCACGCCCACGAACGGUCCGCUCGUCGUGAUGGGCGGCGGUGGCGGUGGCGGCGGCACACCCGGACCGGGCGGGCGACCACCCUCGACCGGCGGGCCGAACACGCUCGAUCUGCACAAAAAGGAGGACACCUGCCAGUCCCGAUGAUAGUCGGCAGCCGGCGGCUCGUUGGUGGUAGUCGGUGCGACAACAGGCAACAGCAGCCCCCAUCCUUCGGCCGUGACGACUCCACUGAUCGUGAUCGUGGACGACGACUAGUAUAGUGCAAGAGAGAGAGAGAGAGAGACGGAGAGAAAGAAAGAGAGAGAGAGAGGGUUAGAGCAUAAGAAGCGAGCGUGUUCUACGAGAACACGCCCGAAACACACACAACAAAAAACGGCACGAUGUGAUCCUUUUGAGUAGCAGAAGAGAGAGAAAGAGGAUAGAGAAAACAAACACGUUGACGUGCAUACGACGACGUCAUCUGAUCCAACUCCCCCCUCCCCCAUACACACACACAUACUCACAAACACAAACAGGUACUAAAAUGUCACUUCAAAGCAGCAAAGGACACGAGGGUCGUUAGAGGGAGCCGCAAGCACAAAACCUUCUUUUUUAUCCUUCUUUUCUCCUGAAACGACCAACCAAAACACACACAAAAAA
This is a messenger RNA of Anopheles arabiensis, 9334 nucleotides long. RefSeq names its product nascent polypeptide-associated complex subunit alpha, muscle-specific form (gene tay). The coding region runs from base 1436 to 8839 and encodes 2467 amino acids. The record is from RefSeq and is a predicted model, not a curated record. NCBI's taxonomy places the organism in Eukaryota, Metazoa, Arthropoda, Insecta, Diptera, Culicidae. The transcript is spliced from 11 exons.